AUGGAUAUAGUUGUCGAACGACGUCGAGAACCUCGAGCUGGAUCUGGAGUUGGGGAGAUGAAGUUGGAGCUGACACCCGGCCGAACGAGGCACGUUAUGCAGCGAUCUGCAAGGUAA
This is a messenger RNA of Colletotrichum lupini, 117 nucleotides long. RefSeq lists its product as uncharacterized. The coding region runs from base 1 to 117 and encodes 38 amino acids. The record is from RefSeq and is a predicted model, not a curated record. The transcript has a single exon. NCBI's taxonomy places the organism in Eukaryota, Fungi, Ascomycota, Sordariomycetes, Glomerellales, Glomerellaceae.